Gaeumannomyces tritici R3-111a-1 is the source of this 558-nucleotide messenger RNA. RefSeq lists its product as hypothetical. Bases 1 to 558 code for a protein of 185 amino acids. The transcript has 2 exons. NCBI's taxonomy places the organism in Eukaryota, Fungi, Ascomycota, Sordariomycetes, Magnaporthales, Magnaporthaceae. The record is from RefSeq and is a predicted model, not a curated record.
AUGGCCACGCAGGGGGUACUGGAUCUGAAAGAAGACAGGCAAACUGCUUUUGUUGCCUCGGCCGCCAUCCCGGCCUGCCGCGCGUGUCCAGCCCCCGCCGCCCUCCUCCACCGGCCCUUCUCCCAAGCCGCAGCAGACAAUACCAACCCGGCGCGCGCGCCCACCCGAGCGCCACGGACAAGACCCGCACGCCUACGCAACGCCCAAUUCGCCGCCGCAAGAGCCGCCCACUCCUCGUCCUCGUCCUCGUCCUCAUCCUCCCCCUCCUCUCCGGCCCCAACAACAGACGGCGCGUCGUCCCCGGCGGCGCCCGCCAAGCCAGACUACCUCAACGAGGCCGAGACGGUCAUCUGGGACCGGCUGGUGGCCGAGUUCGCGCCGGCGGAGCUGGCGGUGCAGGACAUCUCGGGCGGGUGCGGGUCCAUGUACGGCAUCGAGAUCAGCUCCGAGAGCUUCCGCGGCCACGGCAUGCUCAAGCAGCAGCGCAUGGUCAACGCCGUGCUGGCGGACCUGAUGAAGGAGUGGCACGGCGUGCAGCUGCGAACGAGGGUCCCAUGA